This is a messenger RNA of Fraxinus pennsylvanica, 3633 nucleotides long. The record is from the annotation of a GenBank genome assembly. Lineage: Eukaryota; Viridiplantae; Streptophyta; Magnoliopsida; Lamiales; Oleaceae.
AUGACCAGGGCUGUUCGCGAUCGGAUACUUAAGGAUGUGAAUGGUAACAUUAGUGAUCAUCUGAGAAAUCACAUUCAUUUGACGAAUUGCAUUCAUUUGAAGAACCAUAUGCACAAGCAUAGCCCCAUUUUGGCUGAUAGGGCCCUUAUGAGGGACCUCGUUGUCCUUCAGAGGUCAAGGUCUUUGAGGGAUCCGUCCACAAGUCCGCCUUCAUGGCGUUCUCCUACUGUUGAUGCGCUUCUCAGAACAGGUGAAAAGGAGGCCAUGGUCAAUGGAAGACGGUCCGUAGGCAUAGAUCGUCCAAGAGAUGGUAGCGGGAUUGAAGUAAGCUCACCUCCAAUAGCAGGCCAAUCUAUUCGUGAGGUAAGCAGGCAUAAUGAUCGGGCAGUUCCAGCUGUGAGCAACCACAGUAGCAAAAGUGUUACUCGGGAACGUAGAAGAGGUGAAAGAGAAGAGUCGAGUAGAAGAUUUCUGGGAAAUGAUGUCAUUGGCUGGAGUCAUGAACAUCUACGAGACAGUAAUGACAUAGCACAUGACCGUGUUUCUGGAAACUCAGAUUCAAGAGACAAAAAUAUUAAACAUAGUGGAAGAAAUAGACAAGAUGUACACCCGAAGACCCUUUCUGACCAAUUAAAUGAGUUCCAUGCAGAAAACGAUGAUGCGGCCUCCUCCUGUAACCAUGGCAAUGGAAAAAAUGCUCAAAUUGAAAAGAAUGAUGGAGCGGAAGGAACCACUGCAGGUGGCUACAAAAGCAGUCUGAAUAGGGGGAAAAGGCGUAAGUUUCGAGGUGCAAGAAGAACUCGGGCCACUGUGGCUAGCGAAGAUGCUGGUGCUCAAAAUGAAAUAUCUGUGGCCUCUAAUUCAUUUGCUCAAGGUGGAGCACACCAGAAAUAUCAAAUGGAGAAGAUGUAUAAAGAGCAUGCUGAUCAGACUGUUACUGGCAUUCCAAGAAAUGGUUGCGGUAUUCCUUGGAACUGGUCAAGGAUCCAUCACAGAGGGAAAUCAUUUCUUGACAUGGCUGGACGUAGCCUUUCUUGUGGCUUGUCUGACUCAAGGGUAAAGAUAGGUAGUUCUAAUCCUCAAGGGAGGGAUAUCCUUGAUAGGCCAGUCAUAUCAGAGCAUUCAAGUUCGUCUACUAAGUCUGAUGCAGAAGCAUUGCCUCUACUGCUGGAUGCUUCUGAAUCUCAAGGAAGUAUGGAGAAUGCUGCUUGGCUGCAUGAUUAUUCUGGGGAGCUGGGGAUUUAUGCUGACAACCUACUAAAACAGGAAGUUGACACGGACCUUGUCUCAGAAGGUAGAUCCGGCGAUCAACACAAAUUUCGAAGGCAUCGCAAUGGCAGGCAUCAAAAUCUUACUCAAAAGUACAUGCCAAGAACUUUUAGAGAUCUGGUUGGUCAAAACUUGGUAGCACAGGCUCUUUCCAAUGCAGUAAUUAGAAGGAAGGUCAGUUUGCUCUAUGUGUUUUAUGGGCCUCAUGGAACUGGAAAGACCUCCGGUGCACGCAUAUUUGCCAGAGCGUUAAAUUGCCAGUCUUUGGAGAAUCCCAAACCAUGCGGCUUUUGCAAUUCUUGUGUUGCAUAUGAUGUGGGGAAGAGCCGAAAUAUAAGGGAAAUGGGCUCAGUAAGCAAUUUUGACUUUGAAACCAUUACUGACCUUCUUGACAACAUGAUUCUUUCCCAGCUUCCACCUCAGUACAGAGUCUUGAUCUUUGAUGAAUGUGAUACGUUGUCUCAUGAUUGUUGGAAUGCAAUAUUGAAGGUCAUUGACCGAGCUCCUAGGCGUGUCAUUUUUAUCCUCAUCAGCUCUAGUCUCGAUGUCUUGCCUCAUAUCAUAAUAUCCAGGUGCCAGAAAUUCUUCUUCCCAAAGUUAAAAGAUGCAGAUAUAAUCUAUACUUUACAAUGGAUUGCUACGAAGGAAGAUUUAGAAAUUGAUAAGGAUGCGCUAAAGCUUAUUGCAUCAAGAUCAGAUGGAUCUUUAAGGGAUGCCGAGAUGACUCUAGAACAACUGAGUUUGCUUGGGCAGAGAAUCUCUGUUCCCCUCGUACAGGAACUGGUCGGGCUUAUAUCCGACGAGAAGUUAGUAGACCUACUUGAUUUAGCAUUAUCCGCAGACACAGUCAAUACCGUGAAGAAUCUGAGAGAGAUCAUGGAAUCUGGUAUUGAACCAUUGGCAUUAAUGUCGCAACUUGCUACAGUUAUAACUGAUAUUUUGGCUGGAAGCUACGAUUUUAUUAAAGAAAGGCCUAGAAGGAAGUUUUUUCGGCGGCAAGCAUUAUCAAAAGAAGAUAUGGAAAAACUCCGUCAAGCCCUGAAAACAUUAUCUGAAGCUGAAAAGCAGCUGAGAAUGUCGAAUGAUAAAAUAACUUGGCUGACGGCGGCUCUGCUACAACUAGCUCCUGAUCAGCAGUAUAUGCUACGAAGUUCCUCCGCCGAUACUAGUCUUAAUCAUAGUCCCCCAAGAUUAAGUGAUUUUGCUUUAAGAGAUGGACCAAGAAAAAGUAAUGUCAAACAUACUGAAGCGCCUAAUUUUCAAGCUGGAAGUUCUGGGGACAUUUAUCAUAGUGGUAAAAUGAAGGGUAUCAGCAUAGACAGAGUCUCUCAACAGGGGUACAGUGCUUCAGAAGAUAAAAAUAAAGCAACGGGUGUGCAAUUACAGGGUAAAUUUGGUCAUGGAAUUGAAGAAAUUUGGUUGGAUGUGUUACAUAAGAUACCAAUAAAUAGCAUAAAAGAGUUUCUAUAUCAAGAAGGAAAGCUGAUCUCAGUCAGUUUCGGUGCAGCUCCAACUGUUCAACUGAUGUUCAGUUCACCGCUGACAAAAUCUAAGGCAGAAAAAUUCAGGGAGCAUAUUUUACAAGCUUUUGAGUCAGUUCUUCGGUCCCCUGUGACAAUUGAAAUUAGAUGUAAAUCAAGUAAAAAUGUUAGGGGAGGACCAAUUAUGUUACCUGAUGAAUCAAGUAAAAAUUUCAGGGGAGGACCAAUUAUGUUACCUGCAUCUCAGGAAAUUUCAUCUCGCCCACUUGCCAGUAGUGGGAUGCCCAGGACAGGUAAUCUUCAGCAAAGUAGAGAUGGUUCGCCUCAAACCCAGUUUGAAACGACUGGAAUGGGUCGAACUGAAAUUGUUGAAGUAGAAGCUUCUCCAAGAGAACCUAAAGGGAGUGAUAACAAAAAGGAAAAGGCACACUAUGACCAGAGAAAUAUGGGGAUUUCUUUUGCAGAUCGAAAAAAGUUAGGCGAGAGAAAUCAGAGUCUAAGCCUAGUUAGAGGCAAGGUAUCCCUUGCUCAUGUAAUUCAGCAGGCAGAAAGAUGUUCACAACAAAGUGGAUGGUCAAAGCGCAAAGCUGUUUCUAUAGCUGAAAAGCUUGAGCAAGAAAAUCUGAGACUGGAACCAAGAUCAAGAGGCUUGCUUUGUUGGAAUGUUCCUAGAGUAACCCGUCGAAAGCUUUCGCGCUUGAAAAUCAGAACGAGGAAGUCAAAAACUUUGCUGAAAUUUGUCUCGUGUGGAAGGUGUCUCUCUGGCAGAUCUCCGAGUUUUCCUUUGUCCAAAGGGAAACUGAACUUGAGUUUCCGCUGUGGUCCGUCUGAAACCCAGAAAAAUGUAGAUUCUGCAAUUUUCUUCCGGAAUAAUGAUGAUUGA